This is a messenger RNA of Hermetia illucens (black soldier fly), 1097 nucleotides long. RefSeq names its product aldo-keto reductase family 1 member B1-like. NCBI's taxonomy places the organism in Eukaryota, Metazoa, Arthropoda, Insecta, Diptera, Stratiomyidae. The record is from RefSeq and is a predicted model, not a curated record. Gene Ontology annotation, molecular function: aldose reductase (NADPH) activity. The transcript has 6 exons. The coding region runs from base 61 to 972 and encodes 303 amino acids. Gene Ontology annotation, cellular component: cytosol.
GCGACUUGUUUCAGUCAUCGCAAAACAUUUGGAAGUUAAAGUGUAGUGCGUGGAAGCAAUAUGGUGAUAGCUCCAAAAAUUCAACUCAAUAAUGGUAUUCAUAUGCCAGUGAUAGGAUUGGGGACGCUAUUUUCUCAAUCCCGGGAAAUUGAAGAGGCUGUUAAAAAUGCAAUAGAUUGCGGAUAUCGUCACAUUGAUACUGCAUUCUGCUACGGAAACGAAAAAGACGUUGGUCGAGCCAUAAAAGCUAAAAUUGAGGAAGGUGUAAUCCGACGUGAAGAUAUAUUCGUAGUGACAAAAUUAUGGUCUACCCACCAUGAGCCUUCUGCUGUAGUACCUGCCUGCCAACAAUCACUCCAAAAUCUUGGUCUUUCAUAUGUUGAUUUAUACUUAAUGCACUUUCCAGUGGGAUUUUCACAAUAUGGUGGAAUAAAUGACAUUGAUUAUGUACAUACUUGGAAAGCAAUGGAACCACUGAUUGACAAAGGAUUAGCUCGGAGUAUCGGGUUAUCGAAUUUUAAUAGCGAGCAAAUUGAACGGGUUCUGCAAGUCUGUAAAGUCAAGCCAGUAGUUAAUCAGGUUGAAUGCAACAUUGGUUUUAAUCAGAAAAAACUAAUUGAAUUCUGCAAACAGCGAGAUAUUCAAAUAACUGCUUAUUGUCCGCUUGGUCAACCAAAUCCGUGCAAAAAAGAUCCACCAUUUCUCUUUGAUGAUCGCAUAAAAGCAAUGGGUGCUAAGUAUAACAAGAGUGCCGCCCAAGUUGCUCUACGAUACCUAAUCCAAAUAGGCACGAUCCCUAUACCUAAAUCGGUUACGAAGCACAGAAUCGCCGAAAAUAUCAACAUUUUCGAUUUUGAGUUGAGUGGGGAUGACAUGAGGGUGCUAGAAACUUACCACACUGGAAAGCGUAAAAUAUUGUUCCAUUUUGCAGAUAGUAAACAUAAAUACUAUCCUUUCAAUAUUGAAUUUUGAAAGCAUAAACAUAUUUUCAAAUUUAUUUGGAGAAGUUCCGUCGAAUGUACAAACUUAAACAAAACUGCCAAGUGAAACAAUUACAAUUUUAUUGUAUCUUUAUAUGAAUUCUCUAAAGAGUACAG